AGCGCCUUAUAUAUUUUGGAAGUUUUGAAGGUAACAUUGGAGCUGCGGUCGUGUUUUGCUUAUUAUUUUGUUUUUAUUAAUCAAUUGUGUUACACUUACUGUUAUUUUUUUCUCGUAUUUAAUUAAAUUUUAAACCCUUGAUCAUGUCCCUACUGCCGUAUCUUCUUAAGGCAGCUGGUCGUGUUCCUGCGACUCGCAUGAGUAGGGUUCUAUACGCUCAAAGAUGUGGUUUCAGUAAGCCUACUUCUCAGGAUUCUUCUAUGCCUGGAGCUAGCAGUUCUACCUAUGAUUUCAAUAGAACUACAGGAUUCGACCGGAUGACUUACCCAGCGAUAGAAAACUUACGCAAAUUCAAAGAUUCUCCAGAAAUUGAGAAAAGACGAUUCUUCUGGGUUGUACGAAGUGUUGCUUUGUAUGCAGGACUGUUUGGAAUCUUUUCGAUAAUUUAUUGGGGCAUUCUUUAUCCCCGUUUAAUUUUCCAAAUUUAUGAUCCAUAUCCUGGCUAAAAGACUUGAAACAUCAGUGAAAUCCUAGUUUGAUUAUUAGAAUGUCUAAGCUAUUAAUAUUGUUAUUCAACAUUAUAUUAUCAACUAUUGUCGAUUCAAGCAAUUAGUAAUCUUUGAAAUUGACACUAGCCUACACAGUAAGUGUUACAAAUGAUUACAGUGUUUGAAAAGCAUUUGCAUAUAAGUUCUUAAUAAUAAAACAUGUAUGCAGAAAA
This is a messenger RNA of Tetranychus urticae (two-spotted spider mite), 721 nucleotides long. RefSeq lists its product as uncharacterized. The record is from RefSeq and is a predicted model, not a curated record. NCBI's taxonomy places the organism in Eukaryota, Metazoa, Arthropoda, Arachnida, Trombidiformes, Tetranychidae.